Messenger RNA from Helicoverpa armigera (cotton bollworm), 2413 nucleotides. RefSeq lists its product as uncharacterized. The record is from RefSeq and is a predicted model, not a curated record. Lineage: Eukaryota; Metazoa; Arthropoda; Insecta; Lepidoptera; Noctuidae. Bases 899 to 2251 code for a protein of 450 amino acids. The transcript is spliced from 4 exons.
GCGGUUAGAAGGUGGCAAUAAGGUAAAUUGUAACACCUUGAGUUGCAGUAUAGAUCUAGAAUAGGAAAUUUUAGCGUCUAAGGAUAUAAUUUUUUACUUUCUUUCAUAGCCGGCUAAUGCGGUAUGUUUUUGUAUAACGUUGUUAAAUGAAUGAUAUAUCAAAAAAUUCGCUUGGUAAAAAGGCGGAGUUGAGUGUUAUUUUAAAUCGUUGUUAGUGGAAGCUGAAGCGGAAUUUUCAUUGCGAAGGUAAGUAAACUGUGAAUAUGUGUAUAUAUUAUUAGCAAAUAAUUGAAGGGCCCACACUUUGUUGCGUAUUUAUCUAAAAAAAUGUUUUGAUUCACAUGGAGCAAAACAUUUUUUUACUAAAUAUGUAACAAAACUUUGCCUAUUGACUUAAGUGUCGUGACCCUGGUAUUAGGACGCUAGAAAAAUAAAUACCUUCAUUGUAUUAAGUUUUCGUUUCGUAUAUUUUACUGUUUUUAAUUAACUUCAUUAUCUAAAAAUGGUGGACGCAUGAAUUUGGGGAUCCGUAGUUAUUUUCCAAAAGCACUACCUAGCCUACGGUUGACUAUAGUCCGCGCGGAACUUGGCCGCGCCUUAGGUAUGUGAGCUUGUGAGCGGUGGGGCGGAGAGGCGAGGGCACUUGCUGUCUACACUCAGUUAGACGCCGUACGCAGUGACGGCAACGCACGUUGACAGUUCCGGUUAGCUGACACAAAACGCACACAGAGCCCGCGCGCUAAUAAAUAAAUACCUACCAUUCAGUCUCUGCCCUCCACCUAAGUUCAUCGUGACGAGUGUUGUUUUUGGCGCUGGACACCGCGCGAAAACUUUGUAGUGCCUAUACCUUUGUUCACGUAGGUAACUUCGAUUGCGCCGUUUUAAAAGUGUCACUAGAAUGCCAUUCAAAAUUGUAAGAACAUUAGAGAAGGGAAAAUACAGCCACUGGAUUGUUCCUGCUACAUGGGAAUCUAAUAACAUUGUAAAAUGGCCUAAAAGAAACAUUUCAAAACUUGUUAAAUGCGAUGAUUACUUACCAGACCCGGAUUGGCGACAAAUAAAGUGCCGAGUAAAACGAAACAAUAUUCCAACUUAUAAGGACGCUGAACGAGAACUCGAGAAUUUAUUAUGUGUAACAGACACUGAUGAAGAGCAAAUAAAUGACAAAAUGACAAAAUCCAACAAACAAGAAGUAAACUUGAAUGCACUUGUGGAACAAUUGACUACCAACCAAUACGAACCACUCAUGAUUUCUGUACCCAAUGAGCCCAACGCGUCUUCCUCUAAAUUUACAACAUCCGACCAACAACAAGUGUAUAACCAAUACAAUUCACCCGUGAUUUCUGUACCCAAUGAGUCCAGCGAGUCUUCAUCUCAAAUCAUUUUGACUUCAGAUAACCAAAUACUGGGUAUACCUCCAAAUACCUAUUGUGUGCUUGCUGAAAACCAAGAUCACUUUAUAGACAAAUCACAAGAAAAUAGUGAUUUAAAGAAAAUAUUAGACGUAUUGGAAAACCACGACAAAAAGAUGGAUUCAAUAUUGGAAAAUCAAAAAAAAAUUAUGCACAAGAUGGCUUGCAUUUCUGUCCAAGUUGAUAAUAUGCAAUUACAACUCGGUAAUUGCAAUGAAGAGGAUGUUGUUCCCUUGGGUACGUCUAAAAACCAAGUUGAGAACUUGCGAUUCAGUUUCUCUCCAAUUACAACUGUUGAAGAUUUGAACAAAAUCAAUGAUUUACUUUCUGAUAAAACUGCUAGAAAACAACUGAAACAAACUUUUUCGGUUAUUUGUUCCGGUGGAAAAGGAAUUAAUUGUGCCUACAGACUUAUAGAUAUCAUGUUUUCGCGUGAUUUUUUGUGUCAGUGCUCUUGGAGUGGCAGUAGUCGUUCUGAUGGCGUUAAAAUUAGUUUAAAGUGCUAUAAAAAUGUUGUUUCGUUUUUUUGGGAGAUGAUUUUCAGUUGGGACCAGACUUUUACAUUACAAAAAAAUGAGCUUUUUUUCAAAAGCAUUUUGAAGAAUGCCAACAAAAGAAAAAAUGCUAAACAAGAAAGGUCAUCUACUGCACGAAAACGAGCCAAAAUUGAAAAUAAUAAAAGUAGCUCAGAGCCUUAUAAUAAUGAAAAUAGUGCCGGAAAUAUUGAACAAGACGCAAACGAGACGGAAAACAACAAUUAUGUAGCAUUCGUGGCAACUGCUGAAAAUAAUGUUGAAAAUCAACCCAGACAUAUACCUGGAAUCAAAAUGAUUCCAUAGUACUAGCCCCAGGUGACGAUUCAAUCGAAGUCGAAGAAGAGUCCCUAUGCUAAUUUAAUUCAUUUUUAAUUCAUUUAUAUUUUUAGGAGGUAAAAGUGCCUACUUUAAUUAUAAUGCAAAUGUUUUAUUACAGGAACUAAUCAUACGAAUAAAUACGCUAUG